Trichechus manatus latirostris (Florida manatee) is the source of this 655-nucleotide messenger RNA. RefSeq names its product immediate early response 3 (gene IER3). The transcript has 2 exons. The coding region runs from base 154 to 624 and encodes 156 amino acids. Gene Ontology annotation, cellular component: nucleus. NCBI's taxonomy places the organism in Eukaryota, Metazoa, Chordata, Mammalia, Sirenia, Trichechidae. Gene Ontology annotation, biological process: DNA damage response; negative regulation of apoptotic process. The record is from RefSeq and is a predicted model, not a curated record.
GCUUAAUCGUUGGAAUUUCCAGACACCUCCGGCCAACGGCUCCCCACCCCGGGGAGGAGGAAUUGAGAAGGGCCCGCCCAAUCUCUCUGCGGACAUAACUACCCCCGCCAGGCUGCCUUGCCACACUCCGCCUUCUGCUCUGCUCAGCGAGACAUGUGUCACUCCCGCAGCUCCCUGCCUACAAUGACCGUCUUGCGAGCCCGGACGCCCCCCCCUUCCACUAGCCCGGGACCCCGGCGGGGGUCUGGUCCAGAGAUCUUCACUUUCGACCCUCUCCCGGAGCCCGCGGUAGCCCCUGUCACGCGCUUCAGCGCCUCUCGCGGGCACCGCAAGCGCAGCCGCAGGGUCCUCUACCCCCGAGUGGUCCGGCGCCAGCUGCCACCCGAGGAACCAAACCAUGCCAAAAGGCUUCUCUUCCUGCUACUCGCCAUCAUCUUCUGCCAGAUCCUGAUGGCCGAAGAAGGGGUGCCGGUGACCCUGACCCUGGAGGACGCCCCCAGCGACGCUUCCCCCGCGCCCAUCCCUGCGCCCCCAGUUUUCGAGCCGUUUAAUCUGACCUCAGAGUCCUCGGACUACGCUCUGGACCUCAGUACUUUUCUCCAGCAACACCCGGCGGCCUUCUGACAGUGACUUGAUACCCCUUACCACCAAAAAU